Molecule: messenger RNA, 1803 nt
Organism: Onthophagus taurus
Lineage: Eukaryota; Metazoa; Arthropoda; Insecta; Coleoptera; Scarabaeidae
Source: RefSeq, a predicted model, not a curated record
UCCAUUCCAACUCGUUUCUUUCAUCGAACCUCCUGGGUCUAGGAACAAAGGACACAAUUCUUUCUAUAAAGAAAACCACACCGACACACUUCAUUUCAGUUCAACCACAACCAUCGAGAACCUAAAAUAAAUGGAUUAAUACAAAUAAGAAAUCAAAAAAAUAACCAAUCUCAUCACCUUUAUUUGGAUUAAAAUUAAGAAAUAUGAAAUCGUCGUUUAAAAAACUCUCAUUCCUCUACGAACCCUACGUCUUAGGGGUGGUUUGCGUGGGUUAUAUCCUAGGAGAGCUCGGCCAUUAUCUCAUCGGAGUCACCUCGAAAGCCAUAGCCUUGGACCUUCACUACGGCGACAUUUCCUGUCAAUUAAACUCUUCAGCUUACAUUCAAACCGGGAUCAAAAAAGAUUGUAGAAGUGCAAACUCCUCGGAUUUGUGUCAAGAAUUUAACGUAAACGGAACCGGAUAUUGCGAAUGGACCUAUAAUGGGUUAGGAAUUGAUUAUCAAAUAUUAGCUGGCCCGAGUUUUAUCGCUGUUUUCACCGUCGUUGGAGUUAUCAUGGGGUUUGCUGCUGAUAGAUAUAACAGGGUGAAAAUGCUGGCUGUUUGCACGGUUGUUUUUGCAAUCGCAAUCAUUUUAUGUGGAUCAGUUAAAGAGUAUUGGCAAUUAGUUCUAUUGAGGAUGAUCAUGGCGGCGGGCGAAUCUGGAUGUAACCCUUUAGCAACUGGGAUCUUAUCGGACAUCUUCCCUGAAGAAAAACGAGCUCUCGUCAUGUCCCUUUUCAAUUGGGGAAUUUACGGAGGUUACGGAAUCGCCUUCCCCGUCGGAAGGUACAUCCCCCAUUUGAACAUUUGGGAUCUAGGCUGGCGCAUAACCUAUUACGGAGCCGGCGUAAUCGCACUAAUAAUGGCCGUACUAACCGGACUAACAUUAAAAGAACCCGAACGCAAAAGCAUCGGAGAAGACGCAACCGGCGACAAAAAAAAAGUCUCAAUUUGGAAGGUCAUCUUCGAACCGCGCGUUGUAAUGUUAUGCAUCGCAGCGUCAAUUCGUCAUUGUGGCGGAAUGUGUUUCGCUUACAAUUGCGAUUUAUACUACGAAACUUAUUUCCCCGAUUACGAUUUAGGAUGGUGGUUAUUCGGCGUAACCAUCGUCAUCGGUGGAGUUGGGAUCGUUAUAGGGGGCGUUGUUUCCGACAAAAUCGUCGCGAAAAUGGGAAUUAGAUCGAGAGUUGCAGUUUUAUCGAUAAGUCAAUUAAUUUCGACUCCUUUCGCGUUUGGAAGCGUUUAUUUUAACCCCACUUGGGCCAUGAUCACUUUGGGGAUAUCUUAUUUCUUCGCCGAGAUGUGGUUUGGAAUUUUAUUCGCAAUUUUGGUCGAAAUCGUUCCGUUGCAAGUCAGAUCAACAACCGUUGGGUUAUUUUUGUUCGUUAUGAAUAAUAUUGGGGGGAAUUUACCGAUUUUGGUGGAUCCAGUCGCGAAAGACGUGGGGUAUAGGGAGAGUUUGUAUAUUUUUUACGCCGGAGCUUACGGGAUAAGCUCGAUUUUGUUCUUUUUCACUUUGUUCUUUAUGGAUGGGCCAAUUAAGCAGGACACAAACGUUAAGGAAACGAAUGGGUAUGAUAAUAACGUUUUUACGACGUCUGAUGAGUCAAAUAUGAGCACCAUGUCGAUUGGGAACGGGAGGAGUCGAGAUAAUCAUCGAAAUCGAUUAGAAAAUAGUCAUAUUUAAUUGUUUCGAUUAGAAAUUGAUGUAAAUAUAUGUAUUUAUCCUUGUUUUUUUUUAAAUAAAUUAAUUUAAAAAAUUG